This is a messenger RNA of Ziziphus jujuba (common jujube), 5233 nucleotides long. Its product is annotated as protein transport protein SEC16B homolog. Gene Ontology annotation, cellular component: endoplasmic reticulum exit site; ER to Golgi transport vesicle membrane. Bases 483 to 4697 code for a protein of 1404 amino acids. Gene Ontology annotation, biological process: autophagy; Golgi organization; COPII vesicle coat assembly. NCBI's taxonomy places the organism in Eukaryota, Viridiplantae, Streptophyta, Magnoliopsida, Rosales, Rhamnaceae. The transcript has 14 exons. The record is from RefSeq and is a predicted model, not a curated record.
GGCCUAAAUAAAUAAAACUGAAAUUAUAAAAAAAAAAAAAAAAAAGUAAAAACACGAAGCUCUUGGUGGGUGGGUGGUGCAAAAUCGUGGGCUUUUCUUCUAUGCUCGGAAGAACUUUCUUUCGCUUUCUCUUUCCCUCUCUCUCUCUCUCUCUCUCUCUUCCUGUGAUCUCUGUAUGAGAAUCGCAAUCCUCGAUCUGUAAAGGAUUCGGGAGAACUGAGAAACCCUAGAUCUCGAUCAUUUCGGGUUUGUAUUUUUUUUUUAUUUUUUUAUUUUUUUUAGGUUUAGGUUUUGGGGAUUAGUGAUUUUUUUUGAGGGAGGGUCGGAACUGUUUGAUUUUUGGUUCUGAUUCUGGAUCUCGAGGUUUUUUUGGGUGACGCCGAAGCUAGAAUUGCGAGGUUAUAGAUUAAAGGAAGGUAAAAUUUGGAGGAUUUUCGGCUGUGAAUUCUGUGCUUGGGGGGAUCAAAGAAGGUUAAUCGUUGAUGGCUUCGAAUCCUCCUCCAUUCCAGGUGGAGGAUCAGACGGACGAGGAUUUCUUUGAUAAAUUGGUGGACGAUGACUUCGGGCCCACUGAAUCAGAACGAAAAUUUGGCGAAGGGAAUGAUUCCGACGACGCGAAAGCGUUUGCCAAUCUAAGUAUCGGCGAUGAUGGCUCUGCAUUUGAGGAUUCAGGAGGUGGUGAAGUUGGGUUCGAAGAGAAAAGGGAAAAGGGUUUUUCAAAUGCUGUUGUCGAUGAUGCACAAGAAACAAAUUCGUUGGGGCUAUCGUCGAACGGUGCCGUUUUAGAUAGUGUAAUUGAGCCCCAUCAUAACGAUGAGAAUGGAUCGGAAAUGAGGUCGGAUUCCAUGGUGGAUAAAAGUAAUGGAUCCGGUGUUUCUGGCGUUAAGGAGGUGGGUUGGAGUGCAUUUCAUGCUGAUUCUGAGCAGAAUGGUGGGCACGGUUUUGGAUCCUACUCGGAUUUUUUCAGUGAAUUGCCCGACGAUUCCGGAGAUUUUUCCGAGAAAGUUGCUGAUAAUUUGAUAACCCAAGAGCAUAAAGCUGAUGCUUUGAAUAAUUUGGAUAACCAUGCUCAAAACCAAGACGUUGGUCAAGCUUAUGGAGCUUCUUUGGAGCAAGGUUCAAACGGACAGGAUAUGAAUAGCAGUGAGUACUGGGAAAAUCUCUAUCCUGGUUGGAAGUACGAUCACAACACUGGGCAGUGGUAUCAAGUAGAUGGUUAUGAUCCGGCAAUGGUGAGUGCUCAAGGUAGUUUUGCGGCUGUUUCAGCUGGUGGUUGGUCGGCUGCUGCUGCCGCUGGGUCGGAUGCGAAAACGGAAAUUUCAUAUCUGCAGCAAACGGCUCACUCUGUUGCAGGAACUGUAACUGAAACGAGCACAAGCGAGAGCGUGUCUAGUUGGAACCAUCCCACCCAACAGAAUAAUGGGUACCCAGAACAUAUGUAUUUUGAUCCUCAGUACCCUGGUUGGUAUUACGACACGAUUGCACAAGAAUGGCGCUCAUUAGAUACUUAUACUUCAUCAUCCGCCCAAUCAGUGUUUCAGGACCAUAGUCAGCAAAAUCAAAAUGGGAUUCAUUCAAGUAGUAUUUAUUCUCAGAAUGAUAGUAGUUUAUACGGUGAGUACACGCAAGGGGACAAAUAUGGGGCACAAGGUCUUGGAAACCAAGGUCAAGAUGGCAGCUGGGCUGGGGCUUAUAGUGUUAAUAAUCAGCAGAGUUUGAACAUGUGGCAACCUGAAGCCACAGCUAACAAUAGUGCCGUUACAAGUUUUGGUGGAAACCAGCAAUUGGAUAAUUCUUAUGGUUCGAGGUCAGUAGAGAAGGAUCAGCAGAAGUUUAAUCCUUUUGGAGGUGUUCCUUCGUAUGGUGAAGGUAGUCAGGGUCAUGGUGAUGCUAAUGGGACUAUUGGGUUCUCUGGUGGAAAUUUUAGUCAGCCUUUUAGUCAAUCCAAUAUGAAAUUAAACGAACAAAUGCCAUUCUCAAAUGAUUACUUUGGCAGUCAGAACUCUGUCAAUUCCCAACAAUCAUUUCAGGGUGGCAAGCAGUUCUCCUAUGCUCCCACCACUGUAGAAAGAUCAUCAGCGGGACGUCCUCCACAUGCGUUAGUAACUUUUGGAUUUGGUGGAAAACUCAUAGUAAUGAAGGAUAAUAGUACUCUUAGAAACUCAUCGUAUGGAAGCCAGGAUCCCGUAGGAAGCUCAAUUUCUGUUCUAAAUUUGAUGGAAGUUGUCACAGCGAAUCCUGAUGUUUCAAGUAGUGGAGUGGGUUCUUGUGAUUAUCUCCGUGCUCUGUGCCAACAAUCGUUUCCAGGUCCAUUGGUUCAUGGAAAUGUUGGAAGUAAAGAAUUGAAUAAAUGGAUGGAUGAGAGGAUUGCAAAUUGUGUUACGCCCAACAUGGAUUAUAGGAAAGGUGAAGUAUUGAGGUUGCUUCUCUCUUUGCUUAAGAUAGCCUGUCAACACUAUGGUAAACUCCGUUCUCCUUUUGGUUCGGACACUGUAUUGAGGGAAAAUGAUGCUCCAGAGUCAGCGGUUGCUAAACUUUUUUCUUCUGCCAAGAAGAAUGGUGUACAGUUUAGUGAUUCUGGUGCUGCUACCUACUGCUUACAGCAACUGCCUUCUGAAGGACAAAUACGGGCAACUGCUUCUGUGGUGCAAAAUCUGCUAGUUUCUGGGAGAAAGAAAGAGGCUUUGCAAUGUGCACAAGAAGGUCAGUUGUGGGGACCUGCCCUUGUUCUUGCUUCACAACUUGGUGAACAGUACUAUGUUGAUACUAUCAAGCAAAUGGCACUACGGCAGCUGGUUGCAGGUUCACCUUUGCGAACUUUAUGCUUGCUAAUUGCAGGGCAACCGGCUGAAGUCUUUUCUGCAGACACCAUGGUCGAUAGCAAUUUUUCAGGUGCUGUCAAAAUGCCUCAACAGCCUGCACUGUUUGGUACCAAUGGUAUGCUUGAUGAUUGGGAGGAGAAUUUGGCUGUCAUAACGGCAAACAGAACAAAAGAUGAUGAAUUGGUCAUUAUUCAUCUUGGAGAUUGCCUGUGGAAGGAAAGAAGCGAGAUUACUGCUGCACAUAUCUGUUAUUUGGUUGCAGAAGCCAACUUCGAAUCAUACUCGGACAGUGCUAGACUCUGUCUAAUUGGUGCAGAUCACUGGAAAUUUCCACGUACCUUUGCUAGUCCUGAGGCUAUUCAGAGGACCGAGUUGUAUGAAUAUUCAAAGGUUCUUGGAAACUCUCAGUUUAUCUUGCUACCUUUUCAGCCAUAUAAGUUAAUCUAUGCACACAUGCUAGCAGAAGUAGGAAGAGUUUCAGACUCAUUAAAAUAUUGUCAAGCACUACUAAAGUCUCUGAAAACUGGUAGAGUACCUGAAGUAGAAUCAUGGAAACAAUUGGUAUUAUCACUUGAGGAGCGGAUCCGAACCCAUCAACAGGGUGGAUAUGCCACAAAUUUGGCUCCUGCUAAAUUAGUUGGCAAAUUGCUCAACUUUUUUGAUAGUACUGCACAUCGGGUUGUUGGGGGCCUGCCACCUCCUGCACCAUCAACAUCACAGGGAAGUGCGCAAGGUAGUCAACAGUUUCACCAGUCGAUGGCCCCUAGAGUAUCAACUAGUCAAUCGACAAUGGCAAUGUCGUCGUUGAUGCCUUCUGCUUCGAUGGAGCCCAUAAGCGAUUGGGCUGCUGAUGGCAGUAGAAUGACAAUGUCUAAUAGAAGUGUCUCAGAGCCAGAUUUUGGCAGAAGUCCAAGACAGGUUGAUUCGUCAAAGGAAAUGGUCUCACCUGAUGCACAAGGCAAAGCAUCAGUCUCAGGGGGACCAUCUCGCUUUUCUCGUUUUGGUUUUGGUUCUCAGUUGUUGCAAAAGACCGUGGGACUAGUCUUAAGGCCUCGCCCUGGGAAACAGGCUAAAUUGGGUGAAAAGAACAAAUUCUAUUAUGAUGAAAAACUGAAGAGAUGGGUAGAGGAAGGUGUUGAUCCCCCUGCUGAAGAAGCUGCCCUGCCACCUCCUCCAACUACAGCCUUCCAGAAUGGUACUUCUGAUUACAACUUGAAAUCUGCAAUGAAAGAAGGGUCUCCUCCAAAUGGGAGCCCAGACCUGAAGAAUUCAACUCCUUCAGAUCACACUCCAGGAAUCCCACCUAUUCCACCUGGUUCAAACCAAUUCUCUGCUCGUGGGCGGAUGGGUGUUAGGUCAAGGUAUGUUGACACUUUCAACCAAGGUGGUGGAAGCCCGGCGAACUUGUUCCAGUCUCCUUCCAUAUCAUCUGUUAAGCCUGCUGUUGCAGCCAAUGCAAAAUUUUUCAUUCCCACCCCUGCAUCGGGUGAGCAGACAAUGGAGGCUAUAGCAGAGAGUGCACAAGAAGGUGUCACAAGUAAUGUGGAUACUUCAACAUCCACUAUGACCGACCCAUUCCAUUCUUCUGCAUCUUCAUCACCAACCAUGCAAAGGUACCCAAGCAUGGGUAACAUCCCUAGCAAGGGAGUGAUGGUAAAUGGACAUGGCGCUGUUCCAUCUCGCUCACGACGGACAGCCUCAUGGAGCGGAAGCUUCAGUGAUUCAUAUAGCCCUCCAAAAAUGACUGAAGCAAAACCUUUAGGGGAGGCCUUAGGCAUGUCUCCAUCUUUGUAUAUGCCUAAUGAGCCUUCUUUAAUGCGUACACAGACAAAUGGUAGCAAUUUUGGGGAUGACCUUCAGGAAGUGGAACUUUGAAACAAAGUAAUGGAGAUGUAAAUAUCAAGUUUUGUUCCUUGUGAUCAAUACAAUACUUGGGACAUUCCUGCUUCUGCAUGUCUCAGAGAGUCCUAGUGGUGGUAUUGGGUGAAAUCGAAUUCAUGCAAGGAGAAAAAUGAAAAUUUUCCUUUCCCCUACUUCCCUGCCAUGCAUGAUAAGCCUAGAUUUUAUCUGUGCUUGUCCUUUGAGUUGCCACCGUCUGAGGCUUGAGGAGCUGGUUCUUUUACUAUAGGUGAAGAAACUCUGCGUGGGCCACUGUACAGUUCAUUUAUUCAUUUGUUGGAAAACAGAAAAAUGUCCUUUGAGGUAGACGAAAAGGAGAGCCUCUAGAGAUCUUUCUCAAGGGAAAAAAGAUAUUGUAUUGAAUUGAAAAUAAAUAUGUUUUGUUUGUUCUUUUUGUAUUGCUCUUAAUGGCAUUAUGAAAUCGAAUCAAAUACCGGGAAAGGUCACAUUUUUGCUUGUAAUUUUCAUUGAAUAUUUAUUAUAUUUUUGUGAGAAUGGGGCACUUCAAUACA